Molecule: messenger RNA, 9666 nt
Organism: Rhineura floridana
Lineage: Eukaryota; Metazoa; Chordata; Lepidosauria; Squamata; Rhineuridae
Product: KIAA1549 ortholog
Exons: 20
Coding region: 891-6815 (1974 amino acids)
Source: RefSeq, a predicted model, not a curated record
CGGAGGAGGAGGAAACAGCGCGAAGGAGAGGAUGGGGGAGGUUCCCUGUUAGCAACAGCACCACCAUCACCAAAGCCGCCCCCGCCCCACGUGAAGAGCUGGGAAAGGCCGAGGAGCACACAGCAGCACCCAGCUAAUGUGCCUGCCUGCGCCCCCUUCCUCCUCCUCCUCCUCCUGCUAUUGGAAGGCGAGAGCCGCGCCCUGGCCGCAGCAGACCCGCUAGCCGAGCCGCCUGCUCCCUCCUGGCGUUACAGCCUUUCUUCCUGUGCCGAGGGAGGGGCCUCUCCCUGGCAACGUUUCUCGGCGCCCUGUUCGCAGCUCUUCCCCCCCACCCCUCCUCCUGUGAUCUUUCACUAGAUUCCCCUCUCCCCGCUUCCCACUUUAUGUUUCUGUGCACCUCCAUUUCUUCCCCAUCCCAUUGCAAGACCCUCCUUUCUCUCCCCCUCUUCCCCCCUUCUCUCCUUUCCUCCAGCUAUUGCAAUAGCUCCGACUCCAUCCUCCCACGCCUUCCCGGCUCCAUCCUCCCAGCAUCUCCCUGGAACUGGUUCCUGCAGCCCACUUUCCCCUCUAAUUAAGAGGAUCUCUUCUUCACCCUCUAAUUAAGUGGAUCUCUUCUUCACUUUACUUCACCCUUUCUUUUAAUUCCUUCUCCGUCUUCUCUCCGCAGUUCAGACUCUUCACUUUCAAUUCUCUUGCCUUCCUUCCCGCACUUGUUCUUUGGAGAAAACCCUCCCCCCCCCAAAUCCCUCCUGUCUCCUCCACCUGCUUCUAGUCCUCUUGUUUCACAACAUUUGGGGGCCUGCCUUAGGUUUAAGAGCCGGGGAGGGGGGCGGCUUGCUGAAACCCCCUCCCCAUGCCUUUGACUGCUGCAGCCUGCCUGCCGGUGUUGGAUGGUCAAAGAAGGAAGCGGGGAGGCCGCCUUUCUUCUGGGGGAUGCCGGUGGUGGCCGAGAUGAUGACUUGAUGCUUGGCUUUGCCAUGGAUGGGAUGACAUGCUUCAUGGUUGCCUUGGUCACGCUGGUGUUCUGUUGCCCGGGUCCACCUUGGUGCAUUGCCCGCCGCCUGGUGCUUUGGACGGGUCUCCCAGUGCUGCUGCCUCUGCUGCUGUCUGUGCCCGCCUCCCUGGCUUCCCCAGUAGCAGAUGACAUAUAUUUGGAACAGCAGAAUAUUUCUUCUCUUUUGCUGAGUCAAAGGACUGUGGACAGCAUGACUCAUGAAGCCUUAACAAAAAUCACAAUGGAUCCCAAAGCAAACAGUGUGUUUCCUGAGGGGUUGUCAUCACCUGUUACCUCUCCUGAGGUGACUUCAUUGGACCAAGAAGAAACAAGCAGAAUCUCAGGACAAAAUGUACCAGUGUUGGCUAUUUCAGUAACAAGUAACGAGGCAUCCUUAAGUAAUGAUAAAUUGAUUAACUCAUUUCCAAAUGCACAACAGACUCCUUCAUUAAAGUCUUUUACAGAGGACUAUAAUUCAGGUUCCUAUCCAGUGAAACCAACAAAAGAAACAUUGCAAACUUUGUUGUUAGCACCUUCCCUACCUGUCCUCUCUUCGCUGGAUUACACGGAAAUGCUGCAAGCAACAUUGCAAAGGGCUGCCUCUAUCCCCACCAUUCCUCUCCCAUAUUCAAACCCUUUUGACACGACAGGUGUAACUCUGACUCCAAGCAGAGACUUGCUCAUGUCCUCAAUUUAUUUAAGUUCUAUUGUGUCCGAGGUGGUGGGUGCAACAGUUGGAAAAAAAGGGGAGAGUUUGCUGUUUUCUUCACGCUCUUCAUCUUUGCUUUUGGAUUCUAGUGCAGAAGAGUCAUCCCUGUUAGUGAGACAGCUCAGUGAGGCCACCCAGUUUAUGCCAGGCAUUUUGACAAAAAGUACUGGCCCAUACACUGAAGCCCACUAUAGUAUUAAUAGUAGUGUUACAGGAACUCUACGAAGCUCUCCUGUUCUGAGCAUUUUAGAGGAAAUUCCUGUUUUGUUAACUAACACAGGGUCUGACACGUUUUCAACUCGUCUUCCUUUUGUUAUACCCCCUGCUCCCCCAAUUACAUUUCUGACUGUCUCCAGUAGUAUCUUUAAUGAGGAAUUGUUUACACAUGAGCUAUCCCAUAAAUACUUCAGAAGUACAGCAUCAAUUUUGUCUGACGGUUCAGAAACACCUACUCAAAUUGAGUUCUUCAGUGACUUUGCAAGCCCAGUGCCUUUCACUAGACCAUAUGCUUCAUGUUCUUACUGUGACUUCACCUCAGUUCCCUCAGAGCCAGUUUACUCAGUGAGGCCUUCAGAAAAUGAUGUGGGCUCAGGUGAUUAUAUUGAGACACUGUCAUUCAUGGUCUCUAAUGUAAAAGGUGUUGCACCAUUUACAUCAGCAGUUAGUGAUCUUUAUGACUUGCAGGAGUCUCCUGAAGUUUUCGAUACUACUUUUCCCUCAAGGCUUGUUGUUUCAUUCUCUUCAUGGUUUGCAGAAGUCUCUACAUCAAAUGCACUGGACAUUAGCCUUAAAAACAUAAUAUCUACAUCAAUUUUCCCUUCCUAUGGCCAGUCACCUGAAAUAAUAUCACUGGAAAGUGCUUCUGUGGGUUUUCCCUACUCUGUAACUGAAAUGGUUAUGCUGACAUCUAGUGAUCUAGAACUGUCCUCUGAUGUUGCAAUGGUUCCCCUUGAAUCUGCCUUCACUGAAAGAAUGAACACACCAUCCAUGACAACCAGGAACACAAGUCUGCUGGAAACACCUGAAUAUAUGCCAUCAGAAUCUACACUUUUCCUUGGCAAAACACGUGUGGAUUUCCCUACACAAGGAUCUGCUAUAAAUAGAUCAGACAUUCCAUCCAGCUUUUCAUUAACCCCUUUUCCCUCUGAGCCAAAUGACUUUUCACAUCUAUCAUCUGCUAGAGACACAUCUUUCCUAACAAUGCCAAGUGAUUUGACAUCUUUACCUCACAUUUCACCCACAUUCCUUCUGUCAUCUGUGUUUUUUGACAGUUCUUCUAGUUGGGGUUCAGCUGAUCUCCCAGUUGCUGAUAUCACAAGCAUAGACGCAUCCCAACCUUCUUCAUGGCAAACUUCAUUUUUUAAUUUGAACUCAUCUUCUGUUUCAGUCUCACACAGUUCUACAACAGUGCCAUCAUCAAGUUUCUAUAUGAACUCCUCUAUGUUACUGGAACCAACAUCAGUCUUAGUGGUGGAAUCUGAAUUUUAUUUUACCUCACCUUUCACAGAAGCUACCUCUCAGUUUGAGUCAUCACCCAUAGCCAUUUAUACAACUAUUCCUACACUGGUGCUUCCCACCUCUGUGUCAGAGCCUGUUAUCACCAGCAAUAUAUUGGAGGAUGAAACACAAGUGGCCUCGCGGUUCACCUUGUUGCAAACAACUCCCAUCUUGACAUUCUCAUCCUCUACUGUUGAGAAUACUGGUGCUACUGCUAAACUCACUUUAGUUUCCUCACUCACUGAGGCAACUGCAACCACAUUUUUUUUUAGAACCACCCCCUAUAUGCCACCAUUGGCCACAGAAGUGAGCAGCACUACAGUUUCCCCUACUGAAUCAGUGGCCAUUGCGUCUUCAUCUGUACCUACAGCGAUGCCUCCACCUGUGAAUACGUCAGUUGAAUCUGACACUCCAAUAAGAACUAGUACAACUGCGUUUACCAGCAUGACAAUCUCCACUGCCACCACCUAUAACAGCACAAUUGGCCUUUCUACAACUACCAGUAGUACACCAAGUUCUUCUGCAUCAUCUUCCACCUCUGCAUUGGUCACUACUACACAAGUUACAGUGGCAACCAUUCCAGCCACCACAACCAGACCAUCCUAUGUUUGUGACAUCACAGUCCCUGACAAAUACUUAGUGACAGCUGUGCUAGCCCGAAAAUCUGUAGUAGAAAACAUCAGCAAAUCCAUCAAAGAAAUCCUGAGAACUGAGUUUAGGAGACCAGUUGAACUGGAGGUUUAUAGACUUUCUCCCAAAUUCUCAUUUUUGGUGACCUCAGGUCCUUUCGUUUACACGGCAAUUGCUGUCAUCAAUGCUCUUGUGAGCAGCAGCCUUCUUCAUGGACAGAGGCCUCUCAUUUUAUCACUACAACCUUCUUUCCCUUCUCCAGAUCGCAAGUUCCAGGUGCAGACUGUGCUUCAGUUUGUGCCUCAAAGCAUUGAUGUUGGUUUCUGUAACUUCAGCCAACGCAUUGAAAAAGGGCUGACAGUUGCAUUUGGGGACGUGAGAAAACAUCACCUAGAUAUUUCCAGCUUCACUGUGCAGAUAUUGAAUAUAACUCUAGGUGGGUCUAGAACAGUGUUUCGGCAGGGCCCUGUGCAGAUUGUUUUUGCUGUUCAAGAGAAACACGGAUUCUUGAAUGGGUCUGAAGUCAGUGAGCUGCUAAGGAACCUCUCUGUAGUGGAGUUCAGUUUCUACAUGGGCUUUCCUGUGCAACAGAUUGCAGAACCUGUUUAUUACCCUCAACUGAACACAACUCACUUGAUGAAAUCUUCCUGGGUAAGAACAGUUGUCCUGGGUGUCAUCAACCAGAAAAUUCAAGAAGAGAUUUUCCAGGCUGAGAUGGAGCGGAAGCUAGCCCAGUUAUUAAAUGAGGCCUUGGGCAGAGGGCGGAUAUGGAAAAGGGCAACUUUUGCUGGGAGCAAUGUGGUGCAGAUUGUGAAUGUGUCACGCAUUGAGGAAGUCGACAGCCCAGUUAUGCUGGUUUAUUUUGUGGAGGAUCAAGAUGGGGAAAGGCUUGGUGCUGUGAAGACAUCUGAUCUGAUUAACAGAGUGGAUAUCCAGAGGGCUGCCAUCAUUCUUGGAUACCGCAUUCAAGGCCCAGUGGCUCAGCCUGUGGAUAGAGUCAAAGAAUCUCCCCCAGAGUCACAGAAUAAUCUCUGGAUUAUUGUUGGCGUUGCAGUCCCGGUAGCUGUGGUGCUGCUUAUCAUCAUCAUUUUAUACUGGAAGCUCUGCCGCUCUGACAAACUGGAAUUCCAGCCAGACACCAUGAGCAACCUUCAGCAAAGACAGAAGCUACAAGCCCCCAGUGUGAAGGGCUUUGAUUUUGCAAAACAGCAUUUAGGCCAGCACAACAAAGAUGACAUCCUGAUCAUACAUGAGCCAACUCCUCUACCAAGACCAAUUAAGGACACCACUCCCUCUGAAAAUGGUGACCUGCCGAGCCCUAAAAGCAAGAUCUCUUCAAAGCCAUCCAAGAACGUCCGGCACAGAGGGAGAGUUCCCCCCUCAGAUGCCGACUCCACAGCAAGUGAACAAUCAAGUGGUCGAGAAACAGGUGAAGGACCUGCAAGACCACAGAUAGCUGCAAAUGAAGUCAAGCCCCACAGAGUCAGCAAGACUGGCCCUCCACAGAUGAGUAAUGGAACAGAGCAACCCUCUUCAGCCUCCAUCUUUGAGCAUGUGGACAGAAUGUCACGUUCCUCAGAAGUCAGCAGGAGGGUUCCUAGCAAGAUCCAGUUGAUUGCCAUGCAGCCAAUUGCAGCACCUCCAAUUCAGAACCAACCAUUUUCUGACCGAGUAGCAGAGACCAACAAAAUUAACAAGGAGAUCCAAACAGCUCUGAGACAUAAAUCUGAAAUUGAGCAUCAUCGCAAUAAGAUCCGACUUCGAGCGAAGCGUAAAGGACACUAUGAGUUUCCAAUCGUGGAUGAUAUGGUUAUCAUUGACACCAAAGAGCAGCAGAGAAUGUACCGCAAGGCACAGAUGCAGAUAGACAAGAUCUUGGACCCGGGGGGCAAUAUGCCUACUGUCUUCAUAGAACACAGAAAGAGUUCUCGAGCCAAACGUUCUCCAAAACAGCGUCGGAGGCAUCAGAUCAAUGGAAGUCCAAUGGAUGCUGACAAGGACCGGCUAAUUACAACUGACAGUGAUGGGACUUACAAGAGACCUCCAGGAGUCAACAACUCUGCAUAUAUUUCUGAUCCUGACCUUCCUGCUGAACUCCAGACACCUUCUUCAACUGAUCUGGGGAAGUACUCAGGCCUGCCCCCACACCCCGCUCAGUAUAUCCCUCCUCAGCCAUCUAUUGAAGAGGCCCGUCAGACAAUGCAUUCUCUCCUGGAUGAUGCCUUCGCCCUGGUGGCCCCCAGUAGCCAAGCAUCCAGUUCUGCCGCCAUUACACAACUCGGAGGGUCAGGGGGACAAUCAACUAACACUCCUGUUCGAGCGGCGAGGGACACCCCGAGCAGUCAGUGGGGGUCACCAUAUGGCCCAACUCAUACAAGAUACAUGGAAUUUGGGAUGACUCCUCCAACAGCACCAAGCCUGCUACAGAGGCAAAACCUGGGCCAAGGUUUUCUUCCACCUGUUGAAUUAAUGCAUCCAGACCAGCAGCCUUCUGAUGUUCAGUAUUCCACAAGAGGGAUUUAUCCAGAAGAAAUGCCAUCAGUGGCCCGUCCACGACCAGUUGGAAGCACUGCAGGUUCUCAGAUGCAGCACCUCACUCAGGUGGGAAUUGCUAGCAGGAUCGGAGGUGAACAAGUGGAGAUCCCCUCAGGCAGAGCAGGGCAUGGCCAGCCGGGGCAACCAGGGUGGCCCCAAUAUCGUGCAGAGGAUGAAUAUGCUAGGAGAGAUGCAACACAUACGCCUGGACAUCAAGAAUAUUCCUCCUCACCAGGAUUCCAGAUGUCGAGGACUUCGGCCCGACAGCCCUCAGCACCUCCUGUUCAGCUUCCAAACAGCAACCACCAGGGCCCAGGGCUCUGCUACAACACCAGCUCCACUGAGGACCUCCAGCCAGGUCACUCUUCAGCCUCUCUCAUCAAAGCAAUCCGAGAGGAGCUCCUCCGCCUCUCUCAGAAACAGACCAUUGUACAGAAUUACCACAGCUGAUUUGUCAUGUCCUUGCAAAUCUGCCAAGUAUCUGCUUCCCAUGGAAGCUCGACUCACAGGAAAUCAGCAAGAACCUGUUCUUCUGUCAGAGGAGUGAGUGUGUACAAAACCAGAGAUUGUGGCAUGUUGGGAAAGAACUCUGCAACACCAGCAGUAGCACAAGAGAGAAACUUGUGUGUGAGUGUGGAGGGAAACCUGGGAAGAUAUAAGCAUUGACAUACGAAUCUUUUAUACGUCUUAGGCGUUAUAAUCAAACUUUGGUUGGGACUGUUCAUUUCAAUGACAGUUCCCAUCAAGAACCCAAAUGCUGCAAGAGGUGGCAAUGCUGUCCCCUACAAUCACAAUUAUUCGAACAUCAGACUUCUUUUUUGAGGAAGGAAAGUUUGCAAGAUGGAAUUAGCUGUUGUCUCAUGAGAGACUGCAAGAAUCCUAUGGUUUCAAACAUUCCUGGGAAGGUGGGCUGUGUAUGCUACUGACACGUUUUACUUCAAAUACACAAGAAGCAGUGUUGACCCUGUGCAAGCAAUUAUUUUAAUGAAACCAUUGUAAGACUCUGCAAAUAAAAGACUUGGAGCAACUUGUUAACAAACAAGAACAAGAACAAUUAUUGUUAAAUAUUGCUCUGUGCUUCCAAAUGGAGCCAUUCUCUGCACUCUCCCUUGUUGGUCUUCUGGUGCUGAAGCUUCAAAGUGUCCCUUCAUCCUGAUGUUUGCAAAGUUUAAAUGGUGGCUUUUUAAAAAAGACUAACUAACUAAUGAAAAAUCAAGGAUAUAAUCAUUUAUAUUUCUCAUUCAGGCUGAGAAAAUGAAACACUCCUUUUUUUAAAAAAAAGAAAAAAGCAAAGACUUAUUUGGUAUUCAUAAUUCAUAGGUGGAUUAGUGGAUGGAAAUGUUUAGGGCAGUUUCACAAGUGACACAAAGACAUUAUUAUACAUGGUGAGGACAUCACAACGCUUCCAUUAAUUUUACUAUAAGCUGCCUCAGGCAAAGGAGAAAGGUAGAAGUUAUUUAAAUAAAGAAACAUGGAUCACUCCAGUUUUGUUUUUUAGCAAAAGAGCAUCAGUGGGCUCCUAGCACUUCCGCUUCCAUUUGUCUGCCUCCUGCCCACCUCCAGUGGGCACCUGUAACCUUGAAAGGUGCAUGCCAGUGAAGGGAAAGCAUUUAACUCGUACGGCCCUCUGCCUCCACCAUUAAACACCUCUCUCCCUUGCUAUUUCAAGUGGGUCACCUUGCCUCUGAGUCUGGGGCUAUGUGCCAAUGACCCCAUUCUAUUGCUUAGAAAAUUACAGGCAUCUCAUACUGAAGUGCUUCCCCCACUUCAAAUGCUCAUCAUUUUUUAAAAAUAAUAUUUUAUACAAAGCUCAUUAUGUUUUUGAACAGAAAAGGCUGCACAUGCACCAAGAGGUAAGCCUGGAUAAAUGUUUCAUUUUCAGAAAGGGUGCAAAUGUGCUGUUUAAGAUGAUAUCUGUUCACAGGUGACCAAAAUAGGUAUGAAACACAGAAUGUAAAUGCAAAUCCACUUUCUCAUUGGAUCCUCAUUUGAAUUAUAACUACAGUGAGCUGCUAGUACAUAGAAUACCAGAUUAGACAUCUGGCAGGAGGGAAGAGUGUUCUUUGCACUCAGGUUCUGCUUGUGGUCUUCCCACGGGCAACUGAUUGGCCAGUGUGAGAACAGGAUGGUGAACUAGAUGGCCCAUUGGCCUAAUCCAGCAGGCUUGUCUUAUGUUCUUAUGACAUGAACAACAGCACCUAAGUGGUAGGAAAGAAGCAAAGGGCCAUUCUACGCUUUACAAAGGAGAAAACCUGAGUGUGCAACCAAGUGUGCACUUGACAGGGAGCUAAAGCUAAUCUUAGUUCUCUGAUUAGCAAACCUGUAAGGUACACAUAGUUCCAAACGUGCUUGCCUCAUUUCAUGCAUUUUAAGGUAACUAUAUUUUUAAGUGUGCCCUUAAAAAAAAUCUUAGGUGUUCCAUUAAAAAAUGAAAUGGUAGUGCAGGGUAGUCUAUUAGGCGAAUGGGGCACUGCCCCCCAACUUCAGUCUGCCCUCAACUAUCCUUCUUACUUACAACGAGCCCACUGCCUAUCAUCUUUCUCUUUGCUAGCCUCAGUGUUGCUCUUGUGGAACUCAGUAGGGAGGAGCUUGGGAACAAAACUAGAAUUAGUUUUCUCUGCCUGUCAUUGACUCCGGCUCCACCUAUCAUUAGUUCUAGCUCCACCUGCUGUUGACCUCCCUGCCUUCUGCCCUGCUACUCAAAAAGGGCACCACCCACUACUGAUGUAACAUGUAAAUUGGCCUUGAGAGGCAGUCUUAGCAUCACUUGUGAAAACUCCCUUUGUCUUUAAGCUUGGGAGUACUGGGUGGCAGAUCAAGCUUUUUUGUUAAUUUGUCAAAGGCCAUCAAUGCAAGUGGGCUAUAUUUUUUAUAAGAAUAAAACGGGCAAGUUCUAUAGUUUGAAAUGAGAUGAAAAGAAAAGACCAGCCUGGGUGAUAUCACAUUACCAGCACUAGUUUAUCAUAAACCACAGUCUGCAUUUGGUUCUUGAUAAAGCCUACAAAAAAAAAGAGUUGUGAUAAAAAGACCAUUUUAGAAUAACAAAAGCUUAGAUUUCACCACUAGAAAUGGCAACCUCUGCAUUUGUACAUGUUCCUACUGAUAUGACGGUACAUGCCAUUCAGGCACUAGUUUUUACAGAAUUUUAAUUUUGUUGCUAGUUGUGAGGCGUAAUUUACUGUCAUACUGCCAUUGCUUAAUUGUAACCUGCAUAAUGACGAGUGAAAAUUCUAACUAAAUUAUUUAUUUGUUGGAGUGUAUUUUUGUUUGUUUUUAACUUAGACUAAAUUAAAGCUGAAGC